UAAGUAAUAUCAUUUUUUUGCACAAUACUAUGUAAGUGAAUGUGAGUCACGAAUCCACUAUCGACCAUCGACUUAUCCGUUGUAGAGUUUCAAGUUCACAAUAAUGACCUAGUGUAAAUAAAAAUAUAAUUUUAUAUUUUAAUACUACUACUAAAUUUGUGUUGGUUAGUCAGUGCAAGGAUUCAAACUGUAAGUAUUGAUACCUAUUUAAGUAGCUAAUAUAAUAUUAUGCCUAGGUUUAUAAUUUUAUAUUAUUAGUAGGUAGUUAAUAGAGGAUAUAUUUUAAUCCAUAUUUUGUUUGUUAAAUAUGUAAUAAGUAUAAUUAAAUUAUUUUUUAUGGGUUUGUAUAAGAUAUUUUUGAAAUUUUUCAUGGAGGUCAUGUCUAGAAGAUCUUACAGGUGUCAUCAUGUUUAGAAUUUUUUAAUUUGUAAUGUUAGCUAGUUUUUUUUUUAGUUAUUAUGUUAUUAUAAAUACUUUAAUUUGUAUAAUUUGUGCGUUAUGUGUUUAAUAUAUUAAAACAAUGACACAGAUGUCAGGUAUGACACUCCAAAACUAUGAUCAACUAAAUUUAAAAAAAAAAUAACUAUCAAUUGCUUAAUUUGUUUCAUAUUUAAUUGUUUUAAUUUAAAAUAAAAAUUAUUAUUGGAAUAGAAAAACUGAAUAAGUACCUACUUUUAGGGAAAUAAAAUCUAUACCUAUUUAAUAUUUAUUAUUUCUAUACUGAUUAAAAUCAUUCAUUAUUCUAAAAAAUUAAUAUUCUAGGAACAUUUUUAUAAUAUGUAUGGGGACUGCAUACUUAGUUUACUGAAUUAUUGAACUGGGGCCAUGGACUACUUUUGCGCUACCAGUGAUUUUAUUUUGUCAUAAAAUAAACUAUGAUAAUAAUAUUUUAUUUAUUAUUAUAUUAUUUACCGUCCAAAUAAUAUAGGUAUUUUAAAUAUUGAAAUUCACACAAUUAUUACAACUUCAUGUGUAUUUAUCAUUAAAACCAUUUUUAAAUAAAUUUGAACAAUGUAGUCUUAAUGGUUUCAAGUUUUAAUUAAAAGUCUACAAAUUUAGUCAACAGAUAGUAUUGUAAAUUGAAGAUCUGCAUUGCGAUCAUAGAGCAAUAUCACUAUGAUUAUGAUCCCUAGCACUUGUUUUUUGUUAAACUGCUGAUCAGAAGCCAAAACAUCUGUAGCGUGGUACAAAAAGUAUGAAUGAGCUGGAACUUAGCAAGGUCUAUAAUAAUACUCACAUACAAUACUGUAAAGUAACAAGUUCUCAAAGUAAAAAAUUACGUAGAUUUUACCUGUAGUUACCCGUCGCAGAAAUCAAUUUUUUUAGUAACAUGCCACAAAAAUUUUAUUUAUCUUUGUGUGAAUGUAUAUUUUGUUUAUGUCUAGUGUAUAUAACCAUAGUCAUUUAAACAGGCAUAGGCUUUCCAUUCAUCACUGUAUAGUUAAAACAGUUUCAACUUCUAUUUGAAUUAUUUAUAGCAAAAUUCUUUGUUAUGUGUGUUUACUAUAAAGUCGCCAUAUUAUAGUGCUCUCAUCAAACCCACCUCUCCUCAACAAUAAAGACAUUAUUUAUAGAUACAUAAAAUACCAUUAUUAAAAAGUUAUUGGACUAUUAUCACGUCUAAAAACUGAAUUUUCAAUUUCAACAUAUUAGACAAUAAACCAACCAAUUAAUAUUAGAUUUUUUUUUAAAACUUUAAUGACAUCUAUUUGGUCGACUCCAAGUAAUUUGGAUAAAGGCAAAAAAAAAGAACAUGAUAAACCUUAAAGACAUCUAAUUAUGUAAAUAUAAAUAAUAUAUUAAACAUUUUAAUUGAUAUAAUUUUAUCAGUAAAUUGUUUUACCGAGGCUCUAUAGACUAUGGAACUAGAAUCUAUGGAUAUAAUUCUAGUUUAUCUAAUAGUCACUUUCUAGUAUAAUAAACACUAUUGUUUUUAGUUAAAUACCAAUUUAACUUAAAUUGAGUUAAAUCAAAUAAUGUAUUUGAUAACUUAUAGAUACUUUUUUUUUUUUUUAAUGUUUCUUUUAUCAAAAUGUGUGUCAAAUUAUUAUUGCACAUGUUUAAAGGUUCACAUUUUAUAUUUUUAAAUAAUAAAAAGUUGAUAAUGCUUAAACAUUGUGGGUCCUUAUUGUAGGUAGGAAGUUAAAAAUGUAGGAUAAUAGAAUAUACAUGAUGUUUUAGUUGAUAUGCUGUAUGCAACGAUAAAUCAUUGUAAAUAAAAAAUUCUGAGCAGAAUAGUAUUAGUUGUACUUUUCUCAUAUCGUAUUGUCAACUUUACCCAAAAUCAAGUAUCAAAAUACGGCCCUAGGAAGUUUACUGUUGAAAAUGUCAGUGAAUGUUUCAAUACGUACCGUUCAGAAAUUCACCAUCUUUGAAGCGUGCAAGGAAAUAUUGGAGUAUUUACCUAUCUAAAAAAGUAUUACAAAAAUAAACAUAAGCAAUUCAUUUGAAUAUUCAAAAAUUGUUUUCAAUAAUAUACUACCAGGUGAAAAGCUCUUAUCUUUUAACACAUAACAUGAAACAAAGCUUUUCUAGGAGAAUGGGGACGGGUGCAGCUACUAUUGUAGGUGGGAAGUAGACAGAAAUUUAAUGUAUAUUUGUAAGCAACAAUUAACAAUUGCUAACGAAAAAACGAUUCUGAGCAAAGUUUAGUUGAUAGUGUUGUUUUGUCAAUAAUAUAAAAAAAAUAGUGUUAACCAUGGUUAAAUAAAUAUUGUAAAUAAUAAUAUAUUGUUCUAAAUGUAAAAUAUCAUAUUGACUACACGUACUACAUUCAAUUAUUUUAUAAUAAACAUUUUAAAUCUGGGUAUUUAAUGGGUACUACCAAUUAUUACAUCAUAAUGUGCAUGCAAUAGAAUUGAGUAGAUAGUUAUAUUUUAAUAGUAUUUAAUCAUUUUCCCAAAAAAAUAUAAAAAAUAAAAGUUUAAUAGAUUUAAUUAUUUUAAAUUGUAAGGUUAUGUUAGGUUAGUCAUUUUAAAACCAUUUUGUCAAUUAAUGAUUACUAAUUAAAUUUUUUAAGUUUUCUUCUGCUCUAGUGUAUAAUUGAUUCUCAAAAAACUUGUUUUUAAUAAUUCAAAUGGUUAUUAAGAUUAUUUUUUUUCCAAUUUAUUUAUAAUUAAUAUUAUUUUAAAAUGAUAUACAAUUAUUGUGUAAUACAUGAUAAGAUUUAUAUUUACUACUUUCUUUACAACCAUUAAUAGUUUGUUAUUAUAAUUUUCAGUGAACUGUAAGUCUGUAACUUGAACAGUGCACAUAAUGGAGGAAGAUUCUUCAAUUACUAGCAGAUUAACUAAACAGUCAAAACAAUUUCCUUUGUAUCCUAUCGGUAUGUAGAUUUAUAAUUUUGUAUUUUUUUUUAUUAUAAUAUAUGGAUUUUUCUAAAUUAUUAAUUUGUAUACAAUUAUUUAAAAAUUCAGGAAUAUUGGGAUUCGGAUUAGUUGCUGGCUAUGGACUUUAUAGAUUUAAAAACCGCAAGGGUGCGACAUCUCUGUACCUCAUUCAAUUACGAUUAGCUGCUCAGGCAACAACUGUAGGAAUUAUUGGAAUCGGUGUGUUAUAUAAUAUUUAUACCGAUGCAAUUAAGCCUAAAACUGAAAGCUGAAAACAAACAUGUAAGGAUUAUUAGUGAAAAAUAUUAUGAGCUAAUUUAGUAAUAUUUUAAAAACCUAGGUAAUAUUUUGUUGUCUACAUAUAUUAUUGUAAUUUACCUACAUACAAUACAGUAUAUAACUAUUUCCUUGAAGUUAAUGUCUAUAAAUUACUUAUAAUACCCUUAUAAUUCAUUACCAUUCAAUUUAUUUAUUUAUUGUACCUACUUUAAAAACAUAUUACAUAUUAUGGUAUUUCAUACUUUAUUGAUGUUUGUAUAAAACUAGAAAUAUUUUAUGCCUUAGUAUUGUAUCAUUGUAGGAAACGGAUUUAUAUGCACUUAAAGUCAACAAAAAAGCGCUUAAAAUGUCAAAAAAGCCAUAAAAAAUCAUUUAAAAAUAUUUAAAAGAGUUAUAAUGGUAAAGGGAUUUAGAAGUCCCUCCCUCCAAUGGUUCUUGUUCUUAUUAAAAAUAAUUUUUCAACACUACAAAAAUGAUUAUCUCAAAGUAUUAUUUUUCAAGUAAAUUUGUUUUAUAUUGUAUAUAUAUAUAAAAAAAAAAUACUUUGUGUUAGAAAAUUGUAUUCAGUUAGAAUCAUUAGCGAAAGAACUUUAAACCACUCUACCAUUUUUGCUUUUUUUAAUAUAUUUAAGUUUUUUUUUUACAGAUUCUCUUAUUAUGUACUAUGUAAAACCAAAUACCUACUUAGUAUUUAUUAUUUACUAUUAUUGUUUUGUUUACUAGCAUAUUAUAAUUAGUUAAUUAUUGUUUAAGCUGUGCAAGUAAAAUAUUAUACAAUAAUAUAAUAAUAUUUUUGAUUUAAUAUUAGUUUUUAUUUCCUAGCAUAUUAUAAUUAGUUAAUCAAUUAUUAUUUAAACUGUGCAAAUUAAAUAUAGCAUAUAAUAUGUUUUAUUUUUACAAAUUGUGAAAGUGAAGAAAUUUAGUAAACCAUAAAGAAGAACUUUGACUGUAACUUAUGACUAGGUAUGUUUUAGUUAGAUAUAGUACAAGUUCUGGAAUACAGUACACGUUAAAAAAAAAGUUUAUUUAUUUUCUGGUUUAAAUUGAAACAUAUUAGGACUAUGAAGUAUAAAAUUUUCAAUAAAUAAAUUAAAUUUGGAUUUCUUAAAUUAAGUGACUAAUAUAAAAUAUUAUGUAACUAGUGUUACACACUAGUCUAAACUUUAGACACUAAGCAGCACACUAUAGUUUGUCCCACAAGAGAACGGGGCAUUUCUGUGCUCACAAACUGAGCUCCAGCUAAUCCAGCAGUCCACUGUAGGUUGUUUCUUUCUCUACAUAACCAAAUGUAAUGUAACAGUGCAGUGUAGGGAAGCACGGUAGAAAUCGGUUUUGGUCGGCACACAGCCCGUUCUUUCUGGAGGUUUAUGGUUUUAUGACCAAAAAGGAUCUAUGGCUGAUUAUAUUAUUAUUAUGUUUUCUACUUAAAAUAUUACUUUAAUCAAAAAAUGCCAAGAAACCUUUUUUGUUGCAUUUUAAAUAUAGUUGAUCAUAAAGUAAUUUUUUGUACUCCUAAGCAUUUUUCUUAAUAAUUAAGCUGAACUGGAAGAAAACUGGAAUGUUUAUGAAAUUACUGGUUUUUUUUAAUUUCAAUUUUAUUUUUUGUUGUAAUUGUAAAAAUAUUCACAGAAAUUUGACAUUUUGACAAAUCAUGUUAGUCUUUUUUAGACAUGAAAAAAUUUGUCAGUUGCGGGUCAGAGGAUAUUGCUGUGAUUCCCAACGUGGGCUUUUUUAAUUUUUAGGGGGCUUUUUACUUAAGAAGGGCGAUUCUACUAUGACUUUCAUUAUUAAAAAUAAUUCACUAUUAUUAAAAAAAUAUUAGUAAAUUCAUAACUUAUUGAAAUGAAAUAUAUAUUUGCUUACAAUAGAAAAUAAUUAAAUAAAUAAAUAUUUUAUACACACUUCAAUAACAGCGAAAAAUCCCAUUUUCAUAUGAAUAUGUUCGACAAUAUUGUAUACUUGCAUUUAUUACAUCAAGC
This is a messenger RNA of Cinara cedri, 5587 nucleotides long. NCBI's taxonomy places the organism in Eukaryota, Metazoa, Arthropoda, Insecta, Hemiptera, Aphididae. The record is from the annotation of a GenBank genome assembly.